AUGUUGGAUAAGGGGGCCAAAUAUUUCCAGGGGAAGAAGGUGAAUGGAGAUUUUGAGAUCCGAGUGGAACAGGCUGAGUUCUCGGAGCUGAAUCUUGCUGCUUACGUUACUGGUGGCUGCAUGGUGGACAUGCAAGUGAUGAGGAAUGGCACCAAGGUAGUGAGAUCUUUCAAGCCCGACUUUGUUCUGAUUCGACAACACGCUUACAGCAUGGCCCUUGGAGAAGACUUCCGCAACCUCAUCAUUGGCUUUCAGUAUGGUGGAGUUCAUAGUGUCAACUCCCUAUACUCCAUUUACAACUUCUGCAGCAAGCCCUGGGUGUUUUCUCAGCUAAUUAAAAUCUUCAACUCGUUGGGUCCUGAGAAGUUCCCACUUGUGGACCAAACAUUCUUCCCAAGCCAUAAGCAGAUGCUCACAACCCCGAAUUUCCCUGUAGUGGUCAAGCUGGGACAUGCCCAUGCUGGAAUGGGGAAGGUAAAAGUUGAGAACCAGUAUGACUUCCAGGACAUGGCCAGUGUUGUAGCCAUGGCAAAAACCUACGCCACUACCGAGCCGUUCAUCGAUUCCAAGUACGACAUCCGUAUCCAGAAAAUUGGCAACAAUUACAAGGCUUACAUGAGAACAUCCAUCUCUGGAAACUGGAAGGCAAACACGGGGUCGGCCAUGCUGGAACAGAUCGCUAUGACAGAGAGGUAUAGACUCUGGGCGGAUGCCUGUGCAGAGAUGUUUGGAGGUCUUGAUAUUUGUGCUGUCAAAGCUGUCCACAGCAAGGAUGGGAAAGACUAUAUCAUUGAGGUGAUGGACAGCUCAAUGCCCCUUAUUGGGGAGCACGUGGAGGAGGACAGGCAGCUCAUAGCUGAUCUAGUUGUCUCCAAAAUGGCUCAGCUUCUUGUGACUGCAGGAUCUAUGCCCUCACCUCUAAGGCCUUGGCCUCAGCAAGUCCAGCCUCAGCCAAUGAAAUCACAGAUGCAGCCUCAGCCUGGACCCCAGCUUGGACAACUGUCCCAGCCACGACCACCUCCUCAAGGAGGUCCACGCCAGCCUCAGGGAUCUCCAUCUUCCCGGACAGGAGCACCUCCCCAACAACGGCUCUCUCCUCAGGGACAGCAGCCCCAAAGUCCCCAGUCCAGCUCACCUCAACAACAGAGGUCACCUGGAUCCCCACAGCAAUCACGAUCAGCCACUGGGACCUCCCCAGUUCAGGCCUCCAAGCCAGGCACCUUCCCUCCACAACAGCCUCGGCCCCCUGCGCAAGGACGGGCUCCUGGUCCACAAAGCCUGGGUGAAAUGUCCAAGCAGCAGGGCCCUCCACAUCCACAUCUAAACAAGUCCCAGUCCUUGACAAACACCUUCAGCAUAUCUGACUCAUCUCAGCGGGGGAAUGCCAGUGAAGAUGAGGCCAAAGCUGAAACCAUCCGCAACCUGAGGAAGUCAUUUGCUAGCCUGUUUUCUGAUUAAUAGCCUUGAAGUCAAACCAGUGAUUUUGUUAGCCCACGUUCUUCAUAUCAACCUGCCCGAUGUCAUCCAGGAAUUUACUCAGUGGUAAAUAAUGGUUCAUGCAGAAUCUGAACAGAACCCCGAAAGAGAUCUUAGCUUAUUCCCUGGGUAAAAAGGAAGUUAGAAAUCUGUACAUCUUUCCAUUUUAAUUGAAGGAUUGUUCCAACAUCGAUCAGAAAAGUGAUAACGUAAAAACACUGCACUUUC
This is a messenger RNA of Gavialis gangeticus (Gharial), 1704 nucleotides long. It is a transcript of the gene SYN3, whose product is annotated as synapsin III. Gene Ontology annotation, cellular component: synaptic vesicle membrane; synaptic vesicle. Bases 1 to 1458 code for a protein of 485 amino acids. NCBI's taxonomy places the organism in Eukaryota, Metazoa, Chordata, Crocodylia, Gavialidae. The transcript is spliced from 13 exons. Gene Ontology annotation, biological process: neurotransmitter secretion. Gene Ontology annotation, molecular function: ATP binding. The record is from RefSeq and is a predicted model, not a curated record.